This is a messenger RNA of Planococcus citri (citrus mealybug), 3464 nucleotides long. RefSeq lists its product as uncharacterized. The coding region runs from base 1157 to 3283 and encodes 708 amino acids. NCBI's taxonomy places the organism in Eukaryota, Metazoa, Arthropoda, Insecta, Hemiptera, Pseudococcidae. The record is from RefSeq and is a predicted model, not a curated record. The transcript has 5 exons.
AUGAAUUUCGACAUUUCGUUCAAUUUUAUAAAAAUCAAGAAUUUAAUAGUUAGUAGAGUAAAAGACGAGAAAAUGAGAAGAUAUUAUCCCAUGAAUUCGACUCCUUUCCUAUCAACUUUUCAGUUUUCACCAUUAACUUCGAUGUUGAAAUAAAGGAGAAGUGAAAGCACAAUAUAGCCAGUAGGUAACUAGGUAUGAAUGUUUAAAUAAUCAAAAUUUUCGAAUCACAAUACCGUCUUUAAUUUUGUUGAAGAUCCGUUGAUUAGUUUUUCAAUUUCCUCAAUGGUUAAUGGUUUCCCCUCAAAAUAUUUCAUGCUCUCAUCGGAUAGCAAGCAAGCUGGAGAACAUUGGUUCAUCAAUAAAACAAGUACCUAAACAAACAGAUCGGGAUCGGAUAAUUAUGUGUACUUAUUUUAUGACACCUUGGAUUUUAAAACGAAAAGUAAAUAUUUCUUAUUCAGUAAAAAUAGACCUACUUGAUAAAAUUGACUCUCCAUUCACGAAGCACUGUAGUAAAAGCAGGAUGCAGAUCACUAAGACAGAGCGGUAAAUCGAUUUUUCAAAACGUCCCAAAUCAGGGGAAUCUAAAAAAAAAAAAAAAAAAAAAAAAACAGCAAAAUACAAAUUGAUGCAUUAAACUAGCAUUUGAAAAUUGAAAAUGCGAUAGGUAGGUAGGUACCAUGAUUUAUUUUUCUUGAUGGAAAGGAUAUUGAGUACGGGUCCUCGCCGAUCACCACCAUAUCACCACGUGAUGACACCAGUGAUAACAAUGUAAAGCUGAGACAUCGAGAGAAGAGCUAAAAAGGAAGACCAAAACUGUUUCAAAACAUCAAAAGCACGAUUUAUUUCGAUUUCAAUUUUAUUUUCAGUUCUAUUAAAGAAUUUUAGAGAUCCCACUUCAUGCUGAACGUUUAAAUUGUUACAUUAUCAAAAAUCCUAGUUUGUUGUGAAAAGAUGGUCCACCUACUUUACGUGCAAAAUUUACCGUAAGAAUUUACUGUUCAUACUUUAGUGAAGAAAUAUGUAGUAGAAGCUGAUAUUAUCUACUCGUAGAUUAACGUAGGUAGCAUUUUUUAUUCGAACGUAGCCAUCUAUGCGGAUUUGUUGAAACGUGUUUUGAUAGGGUAUACAACUAUAUACAUACUUAUACGUAAUUAUGGCAGAGAAGGCGACAACAACGGUUAUUUAUUAUAUUGAUGAUGAAGAAACACCCUAUUCGAUCGAAGUACCCAUUUCUCCAAGGAAUAUGACAUUGGCUCAUUUCAAAAAAUUAUUCCACUGUUCAAACUAUAAAUUCUUUUCAGAAUCUGCGCACGUUCGUUUGGGUCCAGUAAAAAAAGAAAUUAUCGAAGAUAACGUUAAUUUACCUUCCGUCAAUGGAGAAGUCGUUUUGUGGGCCAAAAAACUAAAACACUUGGAAACAACUUCAUCAGAAACAACUUCAUCAGAAACAACUUCACCGAGUUCACAUCAUCACACGAACACGUUUAUACCGGUUUUUUUGCACCUGGCGAAAGAAGCUUUCUUUGUCGAUAAAAGCUUGCUAAUUCCUGUCUUAUCAAAAUACAUUUUCGGCGAUGAACUCAACGUUGAGGAUAUUUGGAACUAUCGCGAUCCUGUCCUUAUUGUAGGCCCCAGGCUUUUUGGCAAGACGACCAAUCUGAGCUUAUUUCAAGGGUUCUUGGAUGCCAGCAUUCCGCGAGAUGUAGUUUCAACUUUGAAAGUCAAUCAGAUCUCUGCAGCUAUGGAUUUAUAUGGCCGAUUUUGUACCGUAUAUAUAUGUUUUGCUUGGUGUGCCGACGCCAUUACAUCAGCUGAAGAGUGCAGACAUGCUUGUGCUCAUAUUUUACACACAACUUUUUCGAAACACAAAUAUUUGCUAUCUAAUAUGAAACCGACGAACAUGGAAACGUUCAAAGAUUGGAUCGACGCGAAGAAGUAUCUGGAAAAAACACCCGACGAAAUUUCCGACGGUCUUUCAUUUCUCGUUGAUUGUUUACUCUUUUACCACGAUUAUAAAAAACCCGUGGUAUUAUUCGUCGACGAAUUCGGCACGCUGUUUUAUCGAGCACUCUACAAUGUCGAAAACGAAAAUACUUUGAAAAGCGUCGUGAAUGUGUACUCAAACAUGUUAGGACGAGUCGUUAAGUUGCAGAAAAAAUGCCACGCCGUCUUUACUGGUGUAGCAGCGUGCACAAGCCAUGUCAUGUCUUCAUUGGACAACAUCAGAGUGAAGAGUUUUCUCAACGAUGAAGAACUAGCUACCUUUUAUGGCAUGACUGAAUCCGAAUUUGAAAAGGUGUUAUCUCACAAAGACAUCCCCGAAACGAUCAAGCGACAGAAAGAGGAAGCUAAGCUGUAUUAUAACGGUUAUAAUAACGUUGGGAAUUCCAUUUAUAAUAUAUUUUCCGUGGUAAAAUUUAUCAAAGCAGGAAAAAUUGACGGUUAUUGGCGCCAGUCUGGCAUCGCAGCCGGGUUAACUUCAGCAAUUAAGUAUCGCAAGUGGAGAAAAAAUAUUACUAAACUAUUAUCAGGUGCAGAUAUCGAAAUGAAAUUACACGAUAAUAUUAACACAGUAGACUUUCACCUUAUCCGAGAUGAAUGUUUCGAAAUCGAUAAUUUCGAAUUCUUGAUGAAUUUUUUGUUGCAGCAGGGGUAUUUGACUGUGGCUAAAAACACCGAAAAUAGAAAGGCUACAGUCAGAAUUCCCAAUGUAGAAAUACGUGAAGAACUGCAUCAUCAAUUAUCGUCAAUGUUUAACCAAAACUACACUUUCGAUCAAAACGAGAUUAAGAAAUGCCAGCGAAUACUUAUGAAUAUUGACAUUGAAAAUGCUGAUCAAUGCAAGCAAACAAUGCGUGAUUUCAAGGCAUCUUUGAAUAAGCUAACUAUCGGCUUCGAGAAAGAACAAGUCAUCAAUGAAGCUUAUUGGAUCGAAGCUUUGCUUUUUCACUUAUUCGUUGAGCAGUUCACUGUACAACAUCAAGUCGAGACCGCAAAAAAAAAGAAAAUGAACACUGCUCGAAUUCUCGAUACGUUCAUUCGUACGGGUAGUCAUUGUAUUGUGUUCGAAGAAAGCGUGAAAGAUUCAGCAUUGGAGUCAAUAAGGGAAUUAGUAUCGAAAAAGUAUCACCUUGAAUCUGAGGCUACCAAAUUACCGUUCGUGUUGAUCGGACUGAGUGUUAAAGACGGAAAUAAUGGUUCCUAUUGGAUAGGACUAGCAUAUCUAAGAAAUACGUAUUUCAUCGGUGAUGUGGAAUUACUCGAAGAAGAAGACGUGUAAAACCCAAUUAAGUGUUCGUGAUUUUUUUUAAGGAUUUGCAUUUUUGUACUUUUUUUAUGCCAUUAUUAUGUUUUUUUAAAAUUUUUUCAUUCAUUUAUGGCUUAUGAGAUGGAUAACCAUAAUAUCUAGGGAUGUAUUUAAUGUAGGUGAUUUACUAUCUCAAAUAAAAGAUUAAUAAUUU